GGACGAAUCUCAACCACCGUCAUGCAAGCAUUUUGGAAUUUUUUUUCUGCCUCUUCCUUGUUGCUUGCCUUGGCCGACCCGCCAACUUUUUCGCCCCAGCACCUGCGAAUUGCGACCGAACGCACAUUGCCGGGACUAGACAAAAUUGAGGAGUUGCCUCUUGUCAACACCCUCAAAAACUAAUAGCCACACCGCUGCACUCCAAGUGUCUCGCGUCUUUGCAUUUCGAGAGCUUGCAAAGGUUUGGCUUUAUUUGCUUGCCAUUGGACCAUCAACAAACCUUGAGGUCCCUGACGCCAUACAUAAGACCAACUAGGCGCCGACCCCAACUUUGCUGUUCCCGCUUGGCAACAAGCAAUCGCCCACCAUGGACGAGCUUUUCGAUGUUUUCGACGCUCAACCUGACGCGCAAAACGAGUCACACAGCGAGCCCGAGCCUGAGACUGAGGUUGCCGAGCCACCUCAGAAGUCGCGCAAGAAGGACAAGAAGAGCAAGAAGCGCAAGGCCGAUGGUGGAAUGAAGAAUGGCGUCGCCGAAAAGUCAGAGGACGACGACAUGCCCGACGCCGAUGAGACCUCCAAGGAUGGCCAGGACGCUGACGAAGCUGAAGAUGCCGCCGCUUCUUCUGACGAACAGCAGGAGCCCCAUAAGGACAAGCGGAGGAAGAAGGAAGACGAGGCCCAGCCUGUCUUGACCGACACCUUCCAGACUGCCCAGUCCCGAGAGGUUGCUGGCGCCGCGGUCUUCACCCCAGCCCAGGACGAAUCGCUCGUCCUGUCCCACAAUAUCCAGCACCAAGUCGCCCUGCCGCCUGACCUGGACUACGAAUACAUCCCCCUCUCCGAGCAUAAGCCGCCCGCGGAGCCAGCACGCCAGUACAGCUUUAAGUUAGAUCCUUUCCAGGCGCUGUCUGUCGCUUCGAUCGAGAGGGAGGAGAGCGUGUUGGUCUCUGCCCACACCUCUGCCGGAAAGACUGUCGUCGCCGAAUACGCCAUUGCGCAAUGUCUGAAGCGCAACCAGAGAGUCAUUUACACGAGUCCCAUUAAGGCCCUCAGCAACCAGAAAUACCGAGACUUCGAAGCACUAUUUGGCGACGUCGGUCUGAUGACUGGUGAUGUCACGAUCAAUCCCACCGCCAGUUGUUUGGUCAUGACGACCGAGAUUCUGCGCUCCAUGUUGUACCGUGGUUCCGAAAUCAUGCGCGAGGUUGCCUGGGUCGUCUUUGACGAAAUUCACUACAUGAGAGACAAGACUAGAGGUGUCGUUUGGGAAGAGACCAUCAUUCUUCUUCCUGAUAAGGUCCGCUACGUCUUCCUGUCCGCCACCAUUCCCAACGCCUUCCAGUUUGCGGAAUGGAUUGCCAAGAUCCACCACCAGGCUUGUCACGUCGUCUACACCGAUUUCCGUCCCACCCCCCUUCAAAACUACUUCUUCCCUGCCGGUGGUAACGGUAUCUUUCUGGUUGUUGACGAGAAGGGCGUAUUCAGAGAAGGCAACUUCCAGAAGACCAUGUCCCUCAUCGAGGCGGGCAAGGGCCAAGACCCCAACAACACGAACGCAAGCUGGAAGGGCAAGGGAGCCAAGAAGCAGACACAAAAGGGUGGUCAGGCGUCCGAUAUGAAGUCUGAUAUCUCCAAGAUCAUUCGCAUGAUCAUGCAGAAGAGUUUCCACCCCGUCAUUGUUUUCAACUUCAGCAAAAAGGAGGUCGAGAACCUGGCUCUGCAGAUCUCUCACUUCCAGUUCAACAACGACUCGGAGCAGGCCAUGGUUAAGACCGUGUUUAACAACGCCAUCCAGAGCUUAUCUGAGGCUGACCGCGAGCUCCCCCAGAUCCAGAACCUGCUUCCCUUGUUGCAAAAGGGUAUCGGCGUGCAUCACUCUGGUCUUCUGCCCAUUCUGAAGGAGACCAUCGAGAUUCUGUUCCAAGAGUCUCUGAUCAAGGUGCUUGUCGCAACCGAAACCUUCUCCAUUGGUCUCAACAUGCCUGCCAAGACUGUCGUCUUCACCCAAACUAACAAGUGGGAUGGAGUUCAACGGAGACCUCUUACCCCGUCCGAGUACAUUCAGAUGUCUGGACGUGCUGGUCGUAGAGGUCUGGAUACACGUGGUAUUGUCAUCAUGAUGAUUGACGACAAGAUGGAGCCUGAUACUGCCCGCGGCAUGGUCGUGGGUGAGCAGGAUCGUCUUAACUCCGCCUUCUACCUCGGCUACAACAUGAUCCUAAACCUCUUGAGAAUCGAGGCUAUUUCCCCCGAGUUCAUGCUUGAGCGUUGCUUCCAUCAGUUCCAGACAGGUGCUAGUGUCCCAGCUUUGGAACGUGACUUGGUCGCUCUCCAGCAAGAGAGGGACAGCAUGUCCAUCGCUGAUGAGGCUACAGUCAAGGACUACUACAACCUCCGUAACCAGCUGGAGCAAUACACUAGCGACAUGCGUGCUGUUAUUCAGCACCCUGAGCACUGCACCGACUUCAUGCAGCCCGGCCGUCUGGUUCGCAUUCACGACCCCAAGAAGACCAACAACACCAUUGGCGGCACCGACUUCGGCUGGGGUGUUGUGGCGAACCUGAUUCGCCGCGACCGCAACCGCAAGCAAGGCGAGCCUGAAUACCCUCCUCAGGAGUCCUGCCUCAUCGACGUCAUGAUGGUUGUAGACCAGAAGAGCGCACCUGUUGCCGAAGGCUCCAGGCAUUUGACCUCUGAUCUGCCAAAGGGCCUGGUUCCCUACCCGAACCCCGAACAGCCGGACAACGGAGCUCGCUUCGAAAUCAUCCCUUGUCUGCUGACUUGCGUCAAGUCCAUCAGCCAGAUCAGAGUCUUCAUGCCCAAGGAUUGCAAAUCUCAGUCCGCGCUUAACGAGGUCGGCAACUCUCUUCGGGAGGUUCACAGACGCUUCCCCGACGGACUGCCAAUUCUGGACCCUGUUGAGAACAUGGGCAUCAACGACGAUUCUUUCAAAGCCCUGAUGAGGAAGAUUGAGAUGUUGGAGGCGCGCCUCCUCACCAACCCCCUUCACGGAUCACCACUGCUGCCCGAGCUCUACCUUCAGUAUCGCUCCAAGGAGAAACUCGGCGAGCAGAUCAAGUCCAAGAAGAAGGAGAUUGCAAGACUCCACAGCAUUGCGCAGAUGGAUGAGCUCAAAGCGCGCAAGCGUGUCCUGCGCCGUCUUGGAUUCCUUAACGAGUCCGAGGUUGUCGAGCUUAAGGCUCGCGUCGCCUGUGAGAUCUCAUCUACCGAAGGUCACGAACUUGUUCUUGCCGAGCUUCUGUUUGAUCGCUUCUUUAACGAGCUUUCUCCCGAGCUCAUUGCCGCUACACUCAGCUGUUUCGUCUUGGACGAGAAGCUUGAGACAGCAGCCCUGCGUGAGGAAUUGGCCAAGCCCUACCGGGAGGUUCAGGCCAAGGCUAAGCAGGUCGCCAAGGUCAGCCGAGAGAGCAAGCUUGAGCUCAACGAGGAGGAGUACUUGGCUGGCUUCAAGUGGCAAUUGAUGGAGACUGUCUACUCGUGGGCACAAGGCAAGCCAUUUGCAGACAUCUGCAAAAUGACCAAUGCCUACGAGGGUUCCCUUAUCCGCCUUUUCCGCCGUCUGGAAGAGCUUCUGCGCCAGAUGGGCCAGGGCGCCAAGGUCAUGGGCAGCGACGAGCUUACACAAAAGUUCGAGGACAGUCUCGCCAAGAUCCGCCGUGACAUCGUCGCGGCUCAGAGUUUGUACCUGUAAAACUCUAAAAAAGGUUUGUUUUCAGAUGCUAGCGACAAUACUGUCAUGCUAGCAGUUGUCAGAUAGCCCUUUUGCUCCCUCUUUUCUAGCCCGUUGUACUUUUUCCCUUUUGUUAGGUAGCCCCAGGGGACAUCAUGGCGUUUGAUGGUUAUUCGAGGUUUUAUACCAUGCAUGUAGAAUCUUUGUGUGUGCGGAUUCGGAGUUUCGGCUCUUAAAAAGUCGCUUUCUCCAUGGCCACCAAUGAAGCAGAUAAUGGCCCCCUUUUGUUCGCUGUCUCUAUCUAUGUGAUUCAUACCACGCUCCCUAGCCAUCCUUGCCUGAUGCUUGGUAUAAUUACGAAUAAGACACCGUUACCUAGGUAUAAUCAAUAAGCAUCCAGGUUAACCUAACGCCGAAACCCCGUAGUAGAAAAAACCGCCACUGCUCUACCAAUCGCCCAAGAAAACCAUCGUGUCGACACGAAAUAAUGCAACACCAUGCCACACCUAACGUAACGUAAUCGUACCAACCGCCCGGAAACAUAUCCCCUCCCCAAAAUAAGUCCACAAGGAUUUGAAAGCCAACAACGGCCUCGCCCUAUCGAUCGCCCGAGAAUGCCCUGAUGACGCCAAUAAUGAUACUCAAAGUCACGCCGAACCCGAUAAAGUCAUGCCACCGGCCAGAGAGCAUAUUUUCCUCCCGCGAGAGCCACCCCAGACACCCCAAUGGCCAGAAGAAGCCCACAAUAAGACCCUCGAUGAGGACGUCGAGUAUACCACUCAUGACGCCAAACGCAUCAUCACCGCCGCCGCCACCCGCUCCUCCGUCGGCUCCGUCCCCUCCUGCGCCUGUCCCGCUGCCGGGUAACGCGCCGCCGGCGUUGGUAUCUAUCCAAGUGUCCUCGAGCGAGCGCAUCGUGUCCGGGCUGGGCAUGGUGUCGGGGGUAUACUGCGUCGCGCGUAUGUCGCGGAACUGGAGGCGCAGCUGGUUUACUUCGGCCGCCGUGAAGCCUGCGUUGAGGAGCCUGUCGAAGCCCCUUGGCGUCGGGCGCUGCUGGUGGUGGUGGUGGUGGGCUUGGGAGCCGUAUGCGCUGCCAUCGUGGCCGUGACCGCCAUGCUGCCCGUCUCCCGCCCCGGAAUGAGUCGUCGCACUCCGCUCCGAUGGCGCGCGUAGAGCUGCCUCGGCUUCGGCGGCGAGUUCUUCGUCGGUGAGACUGUCGCCGAUGCUGCAGUUCACGUAGACCCUCUGCGGCAGCGCGGUCUCGUUGGCCUUGGCCUUGCCUUUGCCCUUGGGAUCAUCGAAGCCGCUGUUUGCGCCGGGUGUGGACGGCGUCGACGUCGGGUUCGAGGAUGAUGGAGGGGGAGGAGGGGGCAGCGGCCGCAGGACGGAGCUAAGGGCCGAGGCGUCGGGGAGAAUUUUGCCCUGGUGGAUGAAGCGGAGACGGCGUUGGGAGUCGGGUUGGGCGAGGCGGCCGCGGAUGAGGUGCUUGAGGGCGGCGACUGUUGUUUGGGAGGGGGAGGGGAUGUCGAGGUCGAGGUCUGGUAGGGAGGUUGUGAAGCGGAUGCGGAGGAGGAGGGGUGGUGUCCAAGGGCGCGGGGUUGUCAUCUCGGCGGCAUUGUUUUGUGUCGAGGGGAAUUGGGCGAGCUCAAGGGAGAUGUGUGUGCGUGUGUGACAAGGUAGAUGUUAAUUGAGGUUUGGCGUUUUGGAA
Colletotrichum scovillei is the source of this 5402-nucleotide messenger RNA. RefSeq names its product DSHCT domain-containing protein. NCBI's taxonomy places the organism in Eukaryota, Fungi, Ascomycota, Sordariomycetes, Glomerellales, Glomerellaceae. Gene Ontology annotation, molecular function: RNA binding; ATP binding; RNA helicase activity. The record is from RefSeq and is a predicted model, not a curated record. The transcript is spliced from 2 exons. Gene Ontology annotation, cellular component: nucleus. Gene Ontology annotation, biological process: maturation of 5.8S rRNA; RNA catabolic process. The coding region runs from base 368 to 3715 and encodes 1115 amino acids.